AUGGUGUUGGCGCCCAGCGUACCAAGAGAAAGAUUGAAGCAUGCCGAAGACAUUGCUCUGCAGACGAAAAGCAAGCAGAAUCCAAGCAAUUUCAGAGAGCCUGGGCGGUCACUGUCAGUGAACAGAACGAAGUUCUACUUCCAGGGGCUGGCUUCCGGCUUGUUUCGCGUCACUGCAACUGGCGGCGUGCCGAACAGAGGCAGCUCGGUGCCUUCGGGCAGAGAGCGGUAUGCCUGCUGGGGCCAGCCGGAAACCGAAGCCCUACCCGUGAGAUUUCGAUCUGGCAUCGAUGCCCAGGACCGGCUUCAACGUUUCGAGAUAUUAUGCGGUUUCGCCUCGUUUCGCCCUCUGCUGAACGGCCUCUCACGAAAAGACAACACAGCACCUAUGUCCACCAAGGCCCAACAUCUAGUCCAGCUCGAUGACAAGGAGUGA
This is a messenger RNA of Diaporthe amygdali, 435 nucleotides long. RefSeq lists its product as uncharacterized. Lineage: Eukaryota; Fungi; Ascomycota; Sordariomycetes; Diaporthales; Diaporthaceae. The record is from RefSeq and is a predicted model, not a curated record. The transcript has 3 exons. Bases 1 to 435 code for a protein of 144 amino acids.